Molecule: messenger RNA, 3743 nt
Organism: Momordica charantia (bitter melon)
Lineage: Eukaryota; Viridiplantae; Streptophyta; Magnoliopsida; Cucurbitales; Cucurbitaceae
Source: RefSeq, a predicted model, not a curated record
GGUCGGAUCUUCAAACGGAGAGAAGCACGGAAUACGGGUUAGAAACUGACCGACCCGACCUGAAUAGUUAUGCGUCGGGUUCGGUAGUAAUUCGAACCGAACCCGCCCCACAUCGCUCUCUCUCUCUCGCCGUUUCUACACCACGACCAGCAGUAGCACGCAGCGGCGAUCAGUCAGGAGGAAGUUAACGCUGGAGAUCAGGCCGCCAUGGAUGUGAGUUCUAGCCGAUCUGGGUUCGCAAGUGGUAUGGGUGAGUAUCAUCAUCUGUAGGGAUUGAAAAUGGAUAAUCAGAAUGUUUUGUUUCCACUUAGAACAGGCCAAAAUAUUUCGGAUUUCGUUUGCCAGGCUUUGAGAAAGAUUGAUUUCCUGCAUUCGUUUCAAAUUCAAUCAUGAACGUCAAGUUUUGAAAUCGGCAUGAUUGAAUUUUUGGAUUUGCUGGUGUUCUACACAUUUAUGUUCAAAAUUUCAUUAUAUGAAUUUUGUGAUACUGAAGAUUAAUUGCCAUAUUCUGAAAACAAGACAACGUUAUACGAAACCUCACUGCUCUCUGUACUCCGUUUUCACUUUCUGAAAAGAAUGGCCGGUUUAGUUUCGCUUAGCGGCGAGACGAAUCUCUUUGUUCAAAGUGUAUUUGCGAUUGUCGUAAAAGGUCACUGGAAGCACCUCUUGAAGCCUAAGAUUAGUUCUAGCCUGACAUCAAUAUCCAUCCACCAGAUUCUUUUUCGGCUCUCGUUUUAUUGUUCAGGUCCCUCACUUUCUUGGGCGUUUUUCAAGUGGGUUGAGUUGAUUCCUGAUUAUAAACACUCUUUGCAAUCCUCAUGGACCAUGGUUUGCAUUCUCACAGAGCACAGGCAUUUCAAAACUGCACAAAAUUUGCUUGAAAAUAUUGCACGUAAGGAUUUUAUGUCUUCCCCAUCAGUUUUAAAUUGUUUGGCAACCACUUGUGAUAACCCUGAUGUCAAUGCGCAUAUUUUUAGCUGGCUUAUGAUAAUAUAUGUGAAUUGCAAGAUGUCCCAGGAUGCUAUUCAGGUUCUUGAAUAUAUGAGGCUUCAUGGGAUUAGGCCUCAUUUACAUGCUUGUACUGUACUUUUAAAUUCUCUGGCAAAGGAUAGAUUAACGGACAUGGUAUGGAAGAUUUAUAAGAAAAUGGUUCAAAUUGGAGUUCUUCCUAAUAUUCAUAUAUACAAUGUGCUAAUUCAUGCUUGUUGCAAGUCUGGGGAUGUUGAAAAGGCAGAACAAAUUUUGAGCGAAAUGGAAUUGAAAUCUGUUUUUCCUGAUCUUUACACAUAUAACACAUUGAUAUCUUUGUAUUCAAAAAAGAGUAUGCAUUAUGAAGCUUUGUGUGUUCAAGAUAGAAUGGAGAGGGGAGGAAUAAGACCUGACAUUGUAACGUAUAAUGCCCUUAUCUAUGGGUUUUGUAAAGAGAGCAGGAUGAGAGAGGCGGUGAAACUUUUCCGAGAAAUUAAGGAUGCUUCUCCCAAUCAUGUCACGUACACCACGUUAAUUGACGGGUAUUGUAGAGUGAAUGAUCUUGAAGAAGCACUGAGAUUAUGUAAGGUGAUGGAAGCUAAGGGCUUGCACCUUGGAGUUGUGACUUAUAAUUCUAUUCUCCGAAAGUUGUGCGAGGAAGGCAGAAUAAGGGAUGCGAAUAAGCUCUUGAAUGAGAUGGCUGAGCGGAAGGUUGAACCUGACAAUGUCACUUGUAACACACUAAUAAAUGCUUACUGCAAGAUAGGAGAUAUGAAGUCUGCAUUGAAAGUGAAGAACAAAAUGUUGGAUGCUGGACUGCAGCUCGACAGCUUCACAUACAAGGCGCUGAUUCACGGGUUUUGUCGGGUAAGGGAUAUGGAAAGUGCCAAAGAGGUCUUAUUUAGCAUGCUCGAUGUAGGAUUAUGUCCCGCUUAUUGUACAUAUUCGUGGCUAGUUGAUGGUUACUGUGAACAAGGAAAUGAAGGAGCUAUCAUAAGUCUUCUAGAUGAGUUUUUGACAAGAGGUACUUGUGUUGAUGUAUCAGUUUGUAGGGCACUAAUAAGAAGGUUGUGUCACAAAGAAAAGGUUGGCUAUGCCGAAAAAAUAUACCACUCCAUGGAACAUAGAGGUAUAUCAGGAGACAGUGUGAUAUACACAAGUCUCGCUUAUGCUUACUGGAAAGAGGGGAAGUCAAAUCUCGCAUUAGGGAUGCUAUGCGAAAUGACGAAAAGAAGGUUAAUGGUAACGCUCAAGAUUUAUAGAUGUUUCAAUGCUUCUUACGGAUGCGACAACCGCAUCUUGCAUCUCUUCUGGGAUCAUGUUGCAGAGAGAGGCUUAAUGUCAAGGAGUAUCACCGUGGAAAUACGAAAAAUGAAUUUACAAACUGGUUGAACAGUCAAUCGUGGCAAACAAUUUUCGUUAUGCUGGAUGGUUGUAUAAUUUAAUUACAAAUGCACGGCACCUGCGUUUGAUGUGCAUUCUUACUAUUUGAUACAAGGAUGUUAUCAAUGAGAUGUUGAAACGCUGCUCCUAACAUGAUUGAUUAUCAAGAUAUUCUUCUGAACAGAAUUUUGAGCUCAUGUUGCAAAUGAGAAAGGGACAAAGCUUAUUGCUCUAUUAGUUAUUCUAGCUGAGCGGGUCGUUAGACAGUGUUAUGCGAUUUCAUACAUUGUGUUCGGCUGUUGGGCUCCAGGAUUACAUUCCUCAAGCUACUACCAUUCUUCAUUCAGAAUCUCAUCUAAUAUGGGAAAGAUUAAGUUAUUUUGGGGUAUAGUGUGUAUACAUAUAGGUACUUGGGAGAGAUUAAGAAUCUGUUGAUCAGGCAUUCAGGCAAUUAGCAGCCUCUUAUAUUCAAGGUGUAUGCUCUUCUGGUGGUGCUGAUGGUACAGAUCCAUAUGCAGAGAUUUCACUCCAGCCUUUGCCGGAGUAUACUAUAACAUCAGAUGGAGUCACUAUGACAUGUAUCACUUGCACUGACAAGGGAUGAAUUCUGUUGGCCGGCCGUGAUGGCAACAUUUAUGAGCUUCUUUACACAUCCGGUUCUGGUUGGCAAAAACGAUGUCGUAAAAUUUGCCUUACUUCUGGUUUAGGAAGUGUGAUAUCAAGAUGGGUUGUGCCAAAUGUAUUCAAUUUUGGAGCUGUUGAUCCCAUUGUCGAAAUGAUAUAUGAUAGCGAAAGAUGCAUUUUGUAUGCAAGAACUGAGGAAAUGAAAGUUCAAGUAUUUGUGUUAGGACCCAAUGGUGAUGGACCCCUUAAGAAAGUAGCAGAAGAAAGAAAUCUGGUCAAUCAGAGAAAUGGAUCUUAUGGAGGUAGACAAGCAAAAGGACCUAGAGCUAUAAAUCAAUCAGCAAAGCCAUCUAUUGUCUGCAUUUCACUCUUGUCUACGCUCGAAUCAAAGUCUUUACACCUUCUAGCCGUUCUAUCAGAUGGUAGAAGGAUGUAUUUGACCACUUCACCAUCAAAUGGAAACUUGGGAGCAUAUAGUUCCAGCCAUCAGAGGCCAAGUUGUUUGAAAGUUGUGGCUACGAGGCCUUCUCCUCCUCUAGGUGUUGGUGGAGGACUUACAUUUGGUGCCAACUCUGUUUCUGGUAGACCUCUAAUUGAAGAGAAAGGACUUACAUUUGUCCUUUCUGAUUCAUCUCCACCUACAGUGUCUUCGCUUCUUCUUGUGAGCAGGGAUCCAGUAGCACAAUCUUCCAUAUCUGGUACUUCUCAAAAUACCUUCGAUUAUCAAAAACUUUAUUCAAUUUAGCCAAUUACUUCUGUUAUUUGAA